Messenger RNA from Oldenlandia corymbosa var. corymbosa, 1834 nucleotides. Lineage: Eukaryota; Viridiplantae; Streptophyta; Magnoliopsida; Gentianales; Rubiaceae. The record is from the annotation of a GenBank genome assembly.
UCUCUUGAAAUCAGCAAUUUUUUUCUUGAAAGCAGCAAAUUUGAAAGCAGGUUUCUGUUGGAGAUUGAUCUCCUUUCAGCUUAGCUCCAAUCAAAAGACGGUGAUGGGGUUCCCGGAAAAUCCAGCUGCUAACUCAGCCCUAACCAACGAGGAGGAGAGGAGCAUAUACCGUCCGGUGGUAGAGUUCCCGGAAUGCAUUUGGAAAGAUCGGAUUAAGCCAUUAAUAGUCGAUAAACAGGAAUACGAAAAGCAAGCCAAAGAAAUUGAAAUGCUGAAGGAAGAAGUGCGCAUCAUGCUAAUUAAGGUUAAAGAAGCGAAGACAUCUGAAAAGCUGGAAUUGAUAGACACUAUAGAACGACUUGGCAUUUCUUACCAUUUUGAGAAAGAAAUUGAUGAAUUAUUGGAGCAAAUUUACCUUCAGAAUGGGAACAACUCUAACGCGGAGGAGGAUCUACAAAAUGAUUUGUAUGCUACAGCUCUUCUAUUUCGACUCCUGAGGCAGCAUGGUUUUAAUAUUUCUUCUGACAUCUUUCGACAAUUCUUGGAUGGCAUGGGUGAAUUCAAAGAAUCACUUAUCAAUGAUAAAAGAGGUCUUUUGAGUUUAUAUCAAGCUGCUUAUGUGAGGACUCAUGAAGGCAACAUUUUAGACAAAGCUGUUGUUUUUGCCACAACUCAUCUGGAACAUGGAAGUCAACAAGAAAUGUCUCCUUGUCUUGCCAAACAAGUUAAAUAUGCUCUUGACCAGCCAUUGCACAGAGAUGUCCCAAGAUUACAGGCUCGACAUUACAUAUCUGUUUAUGAAGAAGAUGAAGGCAAAAACCCAUUACUCUUAAGGUUUGCCAAAUUGGAUUAUAGAUAUUUACAGAUAUUGCACAGGAAAGAACUUGACGAGCUAAUCAGCUGGCGGGAUGACUUGAAGAACUGUGUACCAAAAGUUCCGUAUUCUAGAGAUAGAGUGGUCGAAUGUUACUUUUGGGCCAUGUCAACUUUCUUUGAACCUCAAUAUGCUUUAUGCCGACUCACAAGUGCAAAAACAUCUGUCUUCAUUACAUUAGUUGACGACACAUAUGAUGCCUAUGGCGAACUUGAUGAACUCGAAGCGUUCAGAAACGCAAUCGAAAGCUAUGUUGCUAUUAAUCGGUUUAUUUUAAGGUGGGACGUCAAAGAAGCUGAUAGACUUCCAAAAUACAUGAGGCCAAUAUAUAUUGGUUUGAUUAAGUUGGGUGAUUGGGUGGAUGAGGAGCUUAAAAAACGAGGCAACUCUCGACGUUAUGCUUCGGCUAAAUACAUAGAAGAGUGGAAACAAUAUGUGAGGACGAGUUACACUCAGUCAUGUUGGUUCCUUAAUAGAGAACUACCGACAUUUCAAGAGUACACAGAAGUUGGGUUGAUCACAAGCACAAACUACUUACUCACACCAGCUUCCUUAUUAUUCAUGGAGAGCUACACAGAAGAUGUGUUCAAUUGGUUAGAGAAAAACCCCGAAAUUGUAGUAGCUGGCGCGAAAUUUGGUCGAUUCAUAAAUGACAUUGCUUCUCAUGAGACCGAGAGAGAACGGGGUGCAACUGGGCUUGAGUGUUAUGCAAGGCAUUACAAUGUAUCUGAAGAAGAGGCGAUAAAGAAGUUAGAAGAAAUUGUUGAAGAUGGUUGGAAAGACACAAAUGAGGAACUUCUUAGGCCUACCGCAGUGCCAAGGGAGAAUCUCAUGCCGGUUCUCAACCUUUCCCGGAUGGUGGAUGUUACCUACAAGCACUAUCUUGAUGGAUACACUAACCCUAUUCUAGUUCUUGAGCCCCACAUUGUUAAAGUUCUUUUGGAUUUGAUUGUUGUUUGA